Molecule: messenger RNA, 1461 nt
Organism: Parnassius mnemosyne (clouded apollo)
Lineage: Eukaryota; Metazoa; Arthropoda; Insecta; Lepidoptera; Papilionidae
Source: the annotation of a GenBank genome assembly
AUGGUGCUACCUCUUGGCGACGCUUGGCUUAUCAGCGACUUGGAAGCAAAGGAGACGUACGAGCCCUCUGUUGAUGAUCAGGGAAAACCAUUCCUGAUUAGUUAUGAGAUAGAAGGCUGGGAGAAUUACUAUUGGCUAACAAACACUUUCAACGGCGAACAGCUCUCAGCAUACGGUGGUGAAGUCAGAGCAACUUUAUUUUGGGGUGUCGCCCGAGGGGAUACUGGGGGUAGUCCAACAGUUGGUCCGGAUGUCAUACUAGUUUCUUCAGAUGGUACGCGGUUGACUUAUAGCAACACCAGUCAUGAGAUGCCUGGCCAACUUGAGUUGGUCGUAUCCUUGCUGGAGGGUAGCUGGUACUCAGACCUGGGUGAUAUGGCCAGUCGCAGUCAGUUGCUUGAUGUGCUGAGCGACGUGCGCGCUCUUAUGUUGCGAGCGUAUUUUCACAACGACCAGGAUGAGGUCCGGCUGGAGAGUGUGGAGGUGCGUGGAGCUGGCAGCGGAGUCCGGGAGCGGUGUUCAUGUCCCACGGGCUACGAGGGCGCGCACUGCCAGCGCUGUGCCUGGACUCACGCGCGGCUGCAGCGAGCCCCUGGGACGACCCCAUCCUUCGAAUGUGUACCCUGCCCGUGUAACAUGCACGCUAGCUGUCGCACAGUGGACGGCCCCUGCGGUCCGUGUCGGCACAACACUACAGGGCUUCAUUGUGAACGAUGCUUGCCUGGACAUUACGGCAACCCUGUACAGGGUUCAUGCAAGCCCUGCGCGUGUCCUCUCUACCUGCCUUCCAACAACUUCAGUCCGAACUGCGCGCUCGCGUCCGCUGAAGGUGACGACUUUGUUUGCACACAGUGUCCCGACGGGUACACAGGCGAUCACUGUGAACUAUGCGAUGUGGGCUAUUGGGGCUCACCAACCACACCAGGUGGAUCGUGCCAGCCAUGUGCUUGCGGCGGGGCGCCGUGUCGUGCUGACACCGGCCGAUGCUUGGUGUGCCCGCCGCACACCGAGGGUGCGCGGUGUGACCAGUGUCAGGAGGGGUACUGGUUCGGUGGCGAAGGGGAGGAGUGCGUGGCGUGCGCGUGCGGGCGGGGCGCGCUGUCGGGCGCGUGCGACGCGCGCACCGGACGAUGCGCGUGCGCACACGGCUGGGCGGGCCGAACCUGCGACGUCUGUGCACAAGGAUACGGCGACGUGGCGGCGGGGUGUCCGGCGUGCCGGUGCGGAGUCGCAGCGUUGGACGGUACGUGCGAGCCUCGGUCCGGUGCUUGCGAGUGCGCGCCCGGUGCCUCACCGCCGCACUGCGACGUCUGCCUGCCCGCGCACUACGCGCUCAGUGACACCGGCUGCCUGGGUGAGUCACUUUGCAUGGUCACAUUAGUAUUUUUCAGGUUGGAACUACAUGUGGCUGGUGUAUACAAUUUAGAUAAUUAUAAUUCAAAAUGUCAACCGUUUUUUUAA